Molecule: messenger RNA, 1036 nt
Organism: Micropterus salmoides (largemouth bass)
Lineage: Eukaryota; Metazoa; Chordata; Actinopteri; Centrarchiformes; Centrarchidae
Gene: ndufa8
Product: NADH:ubiquinone oxidoreductase subunit A8
Exons: 4
Coding region: 139-657 (172 amino acids)
Biological process (GO): mitochondrial electron transport, NADH to ubiquinone
Source: RefSeq, a predicted model, not a curated record
GCUGACAGCAACAGCAAACCAAACUGACCUUCUUCGCGGCCUCGUCGCUCGUCCUGGAGUCAGACGAGGACCUUGAAUGUUUUUCAGCAGCGGUAUUUGAUUUUUCUGCGUUAACUUUUAUAGAACAGACACACAGCCAUGCCCACGACGCUGGAAGUCCCCUCACUGCAGGAGCUCAACGUGGAUGAGAUCAAUGUGUCAUCUGCAGUGCUGAAGGCUGCUGCCCACCACUAUGGCUCCCAGUGUGACAAACCCAACAAGGAGUUUAUGCUCUGCCGCUGGGAGGAGAAGGACCCCAGAAAGUGUAUGGAAGAAGGGAGGAAAGUCAACGAGUGUGCGCUCAACUUCUUCAGGCAAAUCAAGGGAAACUGUGCCGAGUCCUUCACGGAGUACUGGACCUGCCUAGAUUAUUCGAACUUGGCGGAACUGCGCCGUUGCCGUAAGCAGCAGCAAACCUUCGACAACUGCGUCCUUGAUAAGCUGGGGUGGGAGAGACCUGAGCUGGGAGACCUGUCUAAGGUGACCAAAGUGUCGACCCCGCGGGCCCUCCCUGAGAACCCUUACCAUUCUAGACCACGUCCUGAGCCCAACCCAGCCAUCGAGGCAAAACUGGAGCCUUCCAAACAUGGCAGCAAGUUAUUCUUCUGGAACUGGUGAGGCAGUACCAGAAAGUCAGUCACCUCCCAAAGCCAUGGCCUCUGUCCAAAAACAGCUAGACUACUUGAUACAGCAAAUGUUCUUCAAAAGGUUUAAAUCUUUGCAAAUCCAGACACGAGCAUCAAGGAUGCUGGUACCUUUUUAUCUGUAUAUGGUCUGAGGGUUGGUUUUGGGCAGGGCUCAUGUCCUAAUAGUCUCUUCAGUAGCUGUACCUCCAGCUUCAUCAAAAACAGUUUGAUAAAGGAAGGAAGGAUGGACAAUUGUGUGAACAAAGUCCAUGAAUCCACACAGCUUUCAUGACCACCUCUGUAAAUGUAAUGAGUGAACCAAUGCAACAUGUUGUUAUUGUUGUCAAAUAAUAAAAAAGAUAAAUUAUAAA